Messenger RNA from Thamnophis elegans (Western terrestrial garter snake), 1975 nucleotides. It is a transcript of the gene ICMT, whose product is annotated as isoprenylcysteine carboxyl methyltransferase. Lineage: Eukaryota; Metazoa; Chordata; Lepidosauria; Squamata; Natricidae. Bases 37 to 909 code for a protein of 290 amino acids. The transcript has 5 exons. The record is from RefSeq and is a predicted model, not a curated record. Gene Ontology annotation, biological process: C-terminal protein methylation. Gene Ontology annotation, cellular component: membrane; endoplasmic reticulum. Gene Ontology annotation, molecular function: protein C-terminal S-isoprenylcysteine carboxyl O-methyltransferase activity.
AGAGCUGGGCGGGGCGGGCCUCGGGGGCCGUCCGCCAUGGCCGGCGAGCAGCGGAGGGCGGGCUGGCUCCGCGGAGCCGAGGCGCGCACCAGCCUGGCCGCCUUCCUGCUGGGCGGCUCCGUGGUGGCCGCCGUGCCGCUCCUGCUCCGGGCCGGCUUCCAAGGCCGAGCCGCGCUAGCCCUCCACGUCGCCGGCGCCAACGCGACGCUCCUAUUGGCCUGGGGCCGAGCGCCGGGCGGGAUGUACCAGAUCGCAAUCCGGGCCUGUUUCCUGGGCUUUGCAUUCGGAUGCGGAUUGUUGCUCAGCUUCAGGCAGUCUUCGUGGAAACAUUUCGGCUGGUAUAUGUGUUCGCUAUCUCUGUUCCAUUACUCAGAAUAUUUGGUCACGGCCGUCAACAAUCCCCGCAGCCUCUCUCUGGAUUCCUUCCUGCUCAACCACAGCUUCGAGUACAACGUGGCCGCCCUCUCCUCCUGGGUCGAGUUCACCGUGGAAAAAUUCAUCUUCCCAGAAAUGAAGCAGGUGGGCUGGCUCAGCUCCUCUGGGCUGCUGAUGGUGGUGCUGGGUGACUUCCUGCGCAAGGCGGCCAUGCUGACCGCCGGCUCUAACUUCAACCACAUCGUCCAGAACGAGAAGUCGGAGUCGCACCGCCUGGUGACGCGGGGCGUUUACGGCUGGUGUCGGCACCCUUCGUACGUCGGCUGGUUUUACUGGAGCAUCGGAACUCAGGUACUUCUCUGCAAUCCCGUCUGCCUGAUCGGCUACACCCUGGUGUCCUGGCGUUUUUUCCGCGACCGGGUGGAAGAGGAAGAAAGGGCCCUGAUCCACUUUUUCGGAGAAGAAUAUUUAGAUUACAAGAAGAAAGUUCCCUCCGGACUCCCCUUUAUCAGGGGCUUCGAAAUCGGACUUUGAGACCCGAGACAACUUUUCACUUAACGCUGCCAUCGGGGUUGGGGGGGGGGGGGCUGCAUCCUUCCUCCGGUUUUCGCUAAGCCUGGGGAAAUUCCUCUGAGCGUGUGCAGAGGGCUGAAAAAAAUUCUAGAGGUUCCUUUUUAAAAACAAAAAACAAAAAACAAAGCCUUCGUUGGAGAAUUUACAGGGCUGCCUAGAAAUCUCUGAGCGAGCCAUAUAAUUUUCUUUUUCUUUUCUUUUCUUUUUUUUAAAAAGAGAAAAUAUGCCGUUUGUCGCUUAGGUCUCGCCCCGAGUUCGAAUCCCAGCCAGGAAUCAAAAGAUGACUGACGGGGGGGGGGAAAAAAUAUUCCCGCAGACUAUAUUUUUCUCCCUCCCCUCCCCUCUCUCAAAAAAAAUCAUGAAAAUCUAAAUAUAUAUAUAUAUAUAUAUCUUCCCGUUUGCCCUUCUUACAGCCACUUAAUGCUGUUUGAAUGAAGCCCGGCCUUAAAAUCUUUUGUAAAAAAUAAUAAUAAUAUAAAAUUAAUUUUAUAAAUUGUGACAUUCGCAUCCAGCUGUUUGAAGCCUGAUCUUUAUAUAUAUAAAGAUCUCUUCCCCCCCCCCCCCUCUAACAGCCUGCAAUAAUUUUGGUCUCCCCUCCCCUCAAAAAAGAGAAUUGGGGGCGGGGAGAAAAAAGGAAGUUUUGGAAGUUAUUUCCCUCCCCCCAAUCACUUAUGCAAAACUUUGAUGGCAAAUCUUAACGCAUUGCUUUCUACACCUGCUUCCUUGUUUUUGGUUUAAAAAUUAUCGUUAUUUUGGCUUCUCCCCCCUUCCUCUCGGCAGAUCAUUUCGACAUUCCUUGCCGUUCCUAAAACCUCUUGUUUUGUUUUGUUUUUCCGUUUUAAUUUCAUUAACUUGUUCGUUUCAACACUUCGUUUCCGUAAAAGGCCGAAGCGAAAUUGUUUUCUAACUUUGACACAAGUUGGUAAAAAAUCCCACGCGCACCGUCCUUUUUUUCUUCCUCAAAACUUUUCCGAUGUGUGUUGAUUUCUGUUCCCGUUACAAACCAAAGAUAAAUUUAUUACCUUUU